CAAAUGGGAGGGUUUCCCUGGGAAUAAACCCUGGAGGACCGGGCGUUCCAUACCGUCUCCGGUCUCCUCCUGUCACCCAAACACGCCUCUCCUCCCCAGGCCUGAAGAGGUACAUAUGAAGAGGCGGCAUACCCACGGAGCUGUUUGCUGAUGAGCGCUCCAUCCUGAGCACUGCUCUGUGUAGGAAGGGGGGAUACUAACUCAGGAUUAAGAUGGCUGAGGAACUGUUAGGAAACGAUGCAAAAACCAGCGGGCAGCUCAACAGGUCCCUGCUGGCUGUGGCCUUCCUGUCCUCGUUCGGCAGCUCUCUGCUGUACGGCUACAACCUGGCCGUGGUCAACUCCCCCGCCCAGUACAUUAAGGACUUCUACAACGAGACGAUCACGGAGCGGUACGGCUGGAGUCUGGACGAGCGGGCGGUCACACUGCUGUACUCGCUCACCGUGGGGAUCUUCGCUAUCGGCGGGAUGGUGGGUUCGCUGCUGGUCGGAACACUGGUCACCAAGUUUGGGAGGAAGGGGACCCUGGUGCGCUCCACGGGGCUGGUGUUCGUGGCGGGGGCUCUGAUGGGCUUCAGCCGGGCCUGCCGCUUCCCGGCCAUGGUCAUCAUCGGCCGCUUCAUCACCGGGAUCCACUCAGGGGUCUCCCUCAGCGUGGUGCCCAUGUACCUGGGGGAGAUCGCCCCCAAGAACCUCCGCGGCUUCCUGGGCCUGGUGCCCAGCAUCCACAUCUGUGGGGGGGUCUUCAUCGCCCAGGUCCUGGGGAUCCACGAGAUCCUGGGGAAGGAAGAGUACUGGCCUCUGCUGCUGUCUCUCAUCGUUAUCCCCACCGCGGUCCAGCUGAUGCUGUUGCCAUGGUUUCCAGAGAGUCCUCGCUACCUGUUGAUGGAGAAGAACAACAUGACCGCCACCAUCACAGCGCUGGCCAAGACCAAGAGCAUGAGCCUAUCGGAGCACUCGCUGAACCAGGGCGUGGUGCGCCGGGGCAGCGUCAAGGUGCACGCCGGCACGCCGGUCGCCACGGCAACGGAGGAGGAGGUGUUCAGCCGGCUGGGCGUCCCGUACAGGAAGCCGCACCAGAGGGACUGGUAG
Messenger RNA from Gadus macrocephalus (Pacific cod), 1091 nucleotides. Its product is annotated as solute carrier family 2, facilitated glucose transporter member 5-like. The transcript is spliced from 7 exons. The record is from RefSeq and is a predicted model, not a curated record. The coding region runs from base 213 to 1091 and encodes 292 amino acids. Gene Ontology annotation, cellular component: membrane. NCBI's taxonomy places the organism in Eukaryota, Metazoa, Chordata, Actinopteri, Gadiformes, Gadidae. Gene Ontology annotation, biological process: monosaccharide transmembrane transport. Gene Ontology annotation, molecular function: hexose transmembrane transporter activity.